Molecule: messenger RNA, 6723 nt
Organism: Paramecium tetraurelia
Lineage: Eukaryota; Ciliophora; Oligohymenophorea; Peniculida; Parameciidae
Exons: 7
Source: RefSeq, a predicted model, not a curated record
AUGCAAUUUUUUUUCGUAAUCAUCGUUCUUGCUCAUAUUGAAGUGUCUUACUCCUAAUGGUACAACACAAUUGCAGUGUUAGCAUCAAAUACAAUAUUUACAGAAUAAACUGGUCCCAAUGCAUAUUUAAAAUCUGGAACCUUUUUAUAGUAAUCUACACAAGUCACAGCCAAUUUUAUUACUUGUACAAACCCAAAAACUAGCUAUAUCACUUUAAAUAGUAAUUAUCCUACUGUUGUAACAAAUUAAACGCACUACAUAAACAUAGGAGAUUUUUUAGCCUUUGAUUUAUAUUUUCAAGGUACUUGGCAAAAUCAAUCAGUAAAAUUUAAAAUAGGUUCAUUUGAAUAUUAAUAUUAUUAUGAAUCUCCAUCGGUUUAUUCAUCAACUAAUUCAUUUUGUGAUUCAUUGGGUUCUGUUAUAAAAACAGUAAAUUUUACAAUGACAACUCUUAGCAAUAAUAAAAUUUUGUUUUUUUCCUCUAAUUCUGGUGAUGGGUUAGUUUCAAUCAAAAAUUUCUAUUCCUCUACUUUUAUUUGUUUUCCAUCUUGUUCCAAAUGUAGUGGUCCUGAUUUCUAAGAAUGUACAAUUUGCUAUUAUCAAACGCCUACUAAUGGAAUUUGCCCCACUUGCCCAGCAAAUGAGAUGCAAACUGAUUUGCCAUACAGAUUCUCCUUUUUUUAAGAAUGGAUUUUGUCAAAUUUACCCAAGUAAUCGCAUCACAAAUAUUUAGUUCAAACUUUUACAAAAACCUAUUUUACCUUAAAUGUCUCCCCAGAAAAUAUGAAAUGGUCAUUAAUCCUUGAUUCAAUACAUUUAGAUACUACUUUGCUUCCAAAUAUAUAUCUAAAUUAUUAAUACAUAUAUGGAGUAUUUAAAUAUAAUUCUGGAGUUUAUAGAUUUAUUAAUGAAUUAUCAAUUAAUUAUGCAACCCACUUAAUUGGAUUCCAUAUUACAUUAGUAACUUUCAAUGCAAUACCACUUAAUUGUGGUAUCCAAUUUAAAAUUAAUAAUACUUAUUAUGGAUCAAUAUAUCGAAACAACAUAGGUAUUCAAACACAUAAUGUCCAAAUAUAUGAAACUAUUAGCUCUGGUUCAUAUUUAACAUAUUUUGUCACGAAAUAUUUGUUAAUUACAUACCUUGAUAUUCCUAAAAAUCAAUUGCUGUUCUCAGCGAUUGGAAAUUACACCGAUAACACUGCUGGAUGGGGAAUAAUAUAAGUUUAAGUUACUGCAGGAUUAUGCCCAUAAAAUUGUGAACUGUGUGAGGUAUCAUUCAAAUGUAAGAUUUGUGAUAGUGGAUACUAUUUUUAUAAAGAUGGUACUUGUAUAAAUAGCUGCUAAUAACCAUAUUAAAAAUUAAAUGGCUCUUAUUGUGUAGAUUACGAUUAACAGACACCAUACUCCUAAUUUUUAAUUUAAGAAUAUCUAAAUCUAGAAAAUGAUCCUAGGUAAUACUCGUAAUAUACUUUAAUUUCCCAAAAUGGAACCAAUUUUUUAAAAGGAGAAGAUAUUUAUUAUUCAUAUUAGCAAAAUUAACGGGUUUUUGGAGGCCCACUAGUUUGGGCCUAAGCAAAAUUCAAAAGAGUUCAUAACAUAGUUGAUAAACAUCAUAGCAUUACUAUUGCCUUUUUUAUCCUAUAUGGACCAACAUUUCCUUUGGAUGGAUAAUUCAUAUAUACAAUUGAAAACAAUCCACCAGUUUCUAAAUCAAUAUCUAGUUAUUAUUCCUCUUAUUCUGAUGGAUCAAAAUAUGAUAGGGUAAAUUAAAUCAUAUCUCACAACACAAGUACCUUAACAAUCUAUUGGGAAUGUUUUGGACCCAAUAAUGAACCAAUUCAGGCCUACUGUGGAUUCUAUAAUUAUUAUAUAGCUGUUCAUAAAUGCAAACCUUAUUGCUUAGAAUGUUCCGAUUAAUAUAAGUGCACAUAAUGGAAUAGUACAUAUGAUUCUAAUGUUAUUAAAUUUUCAUAAGAAGAAUGCUUGAUUAACUAAUAUUAUGAUUAAGAUUCAGUUAGAUGCAUAAACUGCCCACCAUCUUGCUUAACAUGCACAUCUAAAUUAGAUUGUUAAAGUUGCGAAUCUACUUUUACUUUAAGUAAAUUGGGAUGUAUUUGUAAAUAGAAUUAAUACGAAGAAUCAAAUUAAUGUUUUGAUUGUCCUAUAGAAUGUAGUCAAUGUUUAAGUUCAAAUUAUUGUAUAGAAUGCUUAAUCAGUAAUAAUAGAUAAUUAUAGAAUGGAUAAUGUAAUUGUAUAGAUGGUUAUUACCCCAUACUAUCAGAUCCUCAAUGUCUUAUAUGUCAUAAAUUUUGUAAAACUUGUAUUGGACCUACUUCAGACGAGUGUAUUACUUGCAAAAAUAUUGAUAAUAUAGAAAAUGUAGGAUCAAUAUGCAGAUGUCCAACAGGAUCAUAUUAUUAAGAUUCAAUAUAAACAUGUUCUUAUUGUCAUUCAUCCUGUUAAUUAUGUUUUAGUUUUGGUAUUAAUGGUUGUUUAGCAUGUGAUUCUUCAUUACAUAGAAUAUUAAAAGGGUUAAGAUGUGAUUGUAAAUCUGGUUAUUAUGAAUAAAAUAAUAUUUGUACAAAUUGUCCAAUUAUAGAAGAUAAUUUAUUAAGUCAAUGUUAUAACUUAUGUAAUAAUAAUUAAUAGAUAUGGCAUACACUUACAUGUAAUUCUUGUGAUUUAGGAUUUUAAUUACUAUAAGGAGAGUGCGAACCUAUUUGUGGAGAUUUAUAAAUAAAAGGCUAUGAAUAAUGUGAGGACGGUAAUAGUGUUAUUGAUGAUUUAUGUUAUAAUUGUUAAUAUCAAUGUCCAGCUCAUUGUUUAACUUGCAACUAAAAUAGUACUUUACCAUGUCCAGAUAUUUGUGGUGACGGAUAUAUUACUGGAAGCGAAGAAUGUGAAGAUGGCAAUAUUAUUUAAUACGACGGAUGUUAUAAUUGUUAGUAUUAAUGCUAACCUUAAUGUACUAAAUGUAUUAAAGGGGAAUGUUUUGAAUGUGCUACUGCAGGGUGGUUUAUUGAUCCAACAGUCACUCCUUGGUAAUGUAAAGAAAGAUGUGGAGAUUUAUAAAUUAUUGGUGUUGAAUAAUGCGAAGAUGGAAAUACUUCAGAUACUGAUGGAUGCAAAGAUUGUAUGUAUUACUGUAGAAUUGGUUGUUCAUCUUGUGAUUACACCUCACAGACUUGUUUAAGUUGUGAGUUGCCUGGAUUUGUCCCAUAAUCAUAUUAUUGCAAGAAUAUUUGUGGAGAUGGUUUAGUAGUCACAGAUCCUUCCGGAAUAUAUUCAGAAUAAUGUGAUGAUAGUAAUACUAUUAAUUAUGAUGGCUGCAGCAGCUCAUGCACGUUUUAAUGUUAACCAUUAGCUAUUUGCACAAGUUGUGUUAACAAUAUAUGUGAAGUUUGUGCUCCUGAAUAUUUUCUGUCAUCUAAUAAGAUUUGUAUUUCAGUUUGUGGAGAUUCAAUAAUAGUAGAUGGCGAAGAUUGUGAAGAUAGCUUUAUAUUACCCUAUAAAGGAUGUCAAAAUUGUAUUUCUAAAUGUUAAUCUUCUUGUGUUACUUGUGAUAAUAAUGGACAAGGUUGUCUCUCUUGUAAUUCAGGGUACAAUAUAAUUGAUAAAUUAUGUUAUUCAAUUUGUGGGGAUGGAAUAGUAACCGAUGAUGAAUAAUGCGAUGAUGGUAAUAUAAUUUUCGAGGAUGGAUGCCAUUUCUGUUAAUUUAGUUGUGAGGAUUCAUGUCUUAAUUGCAUUUCAGGAGUCUGUUAUGAUUGCCUAGAUGGUUAUCAAUUAAUAUCAUUUAAAUGUUAUCCAAUUUGUGGAGAUGAAAUUUUGGGAUAUAAUGAAUAAUGUGAAAUUUUAGAUUCAUCUCACUCUUAUGGGUGUAAUAAUUGCAAAUUUAAGUGUGAUAAGAAUUGCUAAAUCUGCUUUUUUGGAAGGUGUUAAAUCUGCUAAGUUGGAUAUGAAAUAAAUCCAAUUCUGUAAACUUGUUAAAAAGAAUAUUAAUAGUUUGAUAUUCAGAUUGAAUUUUGUAAAAUAUAAAUAGCGUAUUUGGAACAGAUUUACCAAACUUGUACUUUAAAUUUGUAAUCUAAAUUAUGUACGAAGAAUUGUAAAGUUUGCUUAGAUUAAAUUUGUAUGGAAUGCUUUUCCGGAUAUUAUGGGCUUUAAUGUAUCUCCUAAUUUGGAGAUGGUAUAGUAGUUGACGAAGAGGUUUGUUAUGAUUAAAACAACUAAAGGAUGAAUGAUAAUAGAGAAUGCUAUUACAAUUGCGAUGUCAAUUGUAUGAGCUGUGUAAAUGGGAAAUGUGACUUGUGUUUAUAAGGGUUUUAUUUAUUUAAUAAUGAGUGCAUAUCAAAGAUAAUAAUUACUAUUUUGUAUUUGAAUGAUGAUUUAGAUAAGUGUGGAGAUUAUAAAAUAGGUAUCACUGAAGAAUGCGAAGAUUAUAAUUCUAACCCAUUUGAUGGUUGCAAUUAAUGCAAAUUUUAAUGCGAUUUAAAUUGUAUUACUUGUCAAUUUGGAAAAUGCUAAGGUUGUAUAGAUGGUUAUAUUGUCAAUACAAAUUAUAUGUGUGAGCCAGAAUGUGGAGAUGGCAUUUUGAUUCCAUUUACAAAUGAAUAGUGCGACAAUGCAGAUGAUGGUUGUUAGAAUUGUUAGUUUAAAUGCUAACCUUAUUGUCUCUAAUGUAAUUUACAAUGGUGUUUUUAAUGUUAAAAUGGAUUUUCAAUAUAUUUUAAUUAAUGCUUACCUAUUUGUGGAGAUGGAAUUUUAAAAAAGACUUUGAAGAUUGUGAGGAUGAAAAUGAUGAACAAUUUGAUGGAUGUUUUGAAUGCAAAUUUUAGUGUCAACAAAAUUGUGAAAUAUGCGAAUAAGUAUUUGAAAGAAGACUAAUGUUAAUCUGUCUGUGGAGAUAAGAUUAUUACUGAUGAUGAAUAAUGCGAUGAUGGAAACGAAACUCAAUUUGAUGGUUGCUAUGAUUGUUAGUAUUAGUGUAAUUAACAUUGUGUAUUUUGUGAAAUAGGAGUCUGCAUUGAAUGUACGAGAGAUUAUGCCUUGAUUAAUGGGCUUUGUAUUUUGAAUGAAUAGAAUGCAAUAAAAAUUAUAGAAUCUUUUGAUAAAAAUGAUCCUAAAUCAAAAGAGGCAAUUUUAGAUGGAAACGAGAUCUGCAAUUAAUUCGAAUGCUCAUUCUCAAAAUAACCAAACAUGAAAUUGACUUUUAGAUAGCAAUAAUUUUCUCUAUAAUACAUUGACAUUAGUUUUGACUAAUAAAUAAAAUUUAGAGAUCAAAUAAUAAAACAAAAAUCAUCGUUCAAUAUAAGCAUUAAUGAUUUAGAUCCCAAAGAUUAUAAUAUUACUAUUAAUCCAAUUUAAGAUAUUUCUUUUGAUCUCUAAUAUGCUUAUUAUUAGGUUAUAAUUGAAAUAUUUCCACAAGUUUUAAAUAAACCAAUCAUAUUCAUUUUACUUAAUCAAGAUGUUGUUAACUCGAAUAAUUAGCCACUAUAAUUUAAGAAUUAAUCCAUUUCCCUUUAAAUACCAAAAGUAAUUUCUGAAUCAAUAAAAUAAACAUCAAUUAAGGCAUAAUAAUCAAACAAAGCAUUUAUGAUAGGCGCCAUUUGCUUAUGUAUAAUAUCUUUAAUUUCAGGUGAAAGCUCUGUAGUUGUUGAAAUUUUUAAUAUUCUAUAAUAUCAAUCAUUCUUAAGAUUUAUUAAUGUUGAGUAUCCUGAGAACCUAUUUAUAUAUUUUUAAGCGUAGGAUUUGCUAUCGAUAACUUCUUAUUUACAAUUCUUUCAACUAGAUGAUUUUUUAAACUUAAUAACAAGAAAAGAAUUAGAAAAUGUUAAUGUAAGGGGAAAAUUUAAAGUAUACAAUAUAGAUGCUGAUCUUUUUACCAAUAUAUUUCCUCAGAUAAUACAAUUUCUUGUAUUGAUAACUAUGCUUCAUUUUAUCAAAAGAAUAUAGAGUUUAUUAGUCAAAUUACUUAUUUAUAAAACGGCUAUCUACCAUCUUUAAACAAAAAAAUCAAAGAUACUAAUUUCGGUUAUUAAUUUACUUCUUUAUUUAGGAAAGAGCGUUAAGAUAUUAAUCAGAUUAAGAUAUUUUUAUAACUUUGAUUAAAUUAGGGAACUAAUUUACUUAAAUUCAUGGGAUUUGAUAUUUAAGGUUAUUUUACAACUUCAUUACAAUCGAAUAGAUAAUAUUAGAAGUAUUUUAACAACUAUAAUUGCGGGGAUAAUAUUUCUCUAUUUUAUUUACUUUUUACUACAGUCAUUUAAAUAAUGCAGUGAUAUUUACAACAAAAAUAUCAAAGCAAAGCUAUAAAUUAAAUUUAUUACUUUAGAUAUGUGCAGAACAAUGCUUUUCCAUAUUGUUUUAAUAUUAUUCUAAGAUCAAUAGUUUUUACAAUGCUUACUACUCUCUUUCAGUAGUUUAUUUUAAUGUUACUUAUUAUAUCAAUAUAAAUAAUGCUCUAAAUCGGAUAGAAUUAUAUCCAUUUUAAUUGAAGCAACAUUAACUGUGUUUAGUUUAAGCUUAUUUUUUUAUCUUGAAAUUGAGUAAGUUUAACUUUCUUACGAAAAAAAAGUUACAUUGGGAUUUAUACACAUGAAUUCAUUGAUUUUAUGUCUGGCAAUAGUUCUUGCAAGGCAUUUAAUACCUAAAAUAAUUAAAAUCUUCAAAUUUAUGUGCAAAAAAGAGAUAGCUAAUUUUGCUUCGGAAGUAAUAUUUAUUUGA